AGACGUCACAUGACACGCUUGACUUUAACUCGUCCCUGUCCAAUGGCAUCUCUUAACCAACCCCGAGCCCGUCCAGCGUUCGCCCUCUCCCUCUCUUGGUAACCAAUCUAUCCUCUCCCCACAAAACACAAACCGAGGCAGGGAGGAAGCUGUAUAGCCUACGACCUGGAGAGAUAGAGAGAGCGCUACCGGAGAGGAGACGGAUCUCUGAACCCUCUAUCAAUUGUCUCUCUCCCCACCCCACUCUUCGGGUCUGGAUCGAUAUUCCCGUCGGGGGAUCGGUUGGAGUUGAAGGCACUGAAAACCGAUACUUGUCGACCUUUCCUGGAUAUAAGAACGUGCGCGAGGAGGAACCGGCGGUGAACCAGUGUACCCUUGUCUACCCUUUCUCGGCCCGCGCUCUACCCGAUAAAUCCACUUGUUACAGCGCGCUUUAAGAACCCACUUGGACCAGCCAGACGAGAUAAAUUGCGUGCUUGUAAGGAUGGUCUUAUGAAACUUUACCAACUAGGCUAUACCAAGUAGCACCAUUUAGCGACAUUACGUUAACUUUACAGUCCAGAUAGGCCAGGUGUUUACGGUAAGAAAUCUCAACGAAGAAAUCCGAGUAUUCAAAUCGCUAGUUCCGUCCUCAUGAUCUCGACAUUAUACAGCCGGAGAAGCUCUUGGCGGUUUACGUCACUGGUAACGAGUCUAGACAACCUCUGGUGAUUUUUAGUGACUUCGACAUAUCAGGAUAUACGAAUUCAGUUCUGCGGCUAAAUUAGUGACUCAAGGACAUAUGGUCUGUAGGCGCAGGGGAUUUAGUGCCAAAACAACACCGCCUCUCCAGAGCGCGUUCUCCCCGGGAGAGAUUGGACAGAGCGGUCAGAGUCUGAGGAAUGCGGGCACUGUUUCCCUGGAUCUCCACCUCACCUGCGGAGACUCCGCUGCACACACCAAAUUGAACGUUGACCGGGUGACGCAAGCGGUCAUGUUGAGGCAAAUCCUGCUGAAUUCCACCAACGCACCGGACUUCGACUUAGGGUUGGCCCAUCAGACGCACGCGUCUGGGUCCGUGAACGCAUCCAACGGCUCGGUGAGCAUGGCGGGCCUGCUCAGGCCCACGGAUAACAGGGGAGGACUGCGGGAGGGAGGAGAGCUGAACAAACCAGACCUGGCAACCUACGUGGUGAUCUGUCUGGUUCUGUUUCUGCUCGUGCUGCUCAUCGUCUUCUUCAUCAACUGUCAGCUGAGGACCUCCUUUUUCGCCUCCAUGCCCUACGAUAGGUCUCUCAGAGAGGCCCGGACAUCCUACAAGUAGAACCCGUUACCCCAUCGGGUGGUAACGUUUGUACCAGGACUGGGUAACUUGUGUUAUCGAAUGUAGUCAUGGAGGAAUUUAAGAUUUUUGCCAACUGCAUGGUCCAAACGCUGUGCGUAACCGUUAAGUGUUAAUUUGGCACAAUGAGAGAGGCCUAUUACGCACCAUGUUCCAAACUGGACUAAUGUCAUUAUGUGCAUAUAAAUGUUUGUUUGUGUAUAUACAACAUUUUGUAUAACUGCACUGUAAUGAAUUUGCGCUAUUAUGUAGGCCUGUUGUGUAAUUCUGCCGCUUAAAGAUUCAUUCCUUGUCCUGUGUAAAACCAUGAUUAAAUCUAUGAUAAAUAUAU
Messenger RNA from Oncorhynchus mykiss (rainbow trout), 1652 nucleotides. RefSeq names its product small integral membrane protein 32. Lineage: Eukaryota; Metazoa; Chordata; Actinopteri; Salmoniformes; Salmonidae. The record is from RefSeq and is a predicted model, not a curated record.